AUGACUACCCCGACGACCGAAAACCCCGGCUUCAAGUUCGACCCUAACGAUCCCCCUCUCGACUUCCCCGCCUACGAGACGUCAGGUCAUAAGACGUACCUCGACUACCAAAACCACAAGAACGAUCACGGGCUUACUGGGCAUCGAUCUGAGAAAUCGGGGGCACAUACGACGCCAAAAGAUGCGCUGGAUGUGAUUGCGUCGAAGUCGUGGCUCGAGAACCCUUGGGGUUAA
Pseudogymnoascus verrucosus is the source of this 234-nucleotide messenger RNA. RefSeq lists its product as uncharacterized. Lineage: Eukaryota; Fungi; Ascomycota; Leotiomycetes; Thelebolales; Thelebolaceae. The coding region runs from base 1 to 234 and encodes 77 amino acids. The record is from RefSeq and is a predicted model, not a curated record. The transcript is spliced from 2 exons.